UUGAAAGAAUCAACAGAAUGGCAUUCAUGUCUCAGCUCAUCCUCUCGGCCGCCGUCCUCCUCGCCGUACUCGCCGCAACCUCGGCCACCGUCGGGACUCAGUGCGUUCCAGGGUCGGACAUUCCAUACAACCCACUACAAGCAUGCCGCAACCUUUUGUCCACUAAAAUGAGCUCCUUUACAUUACCCCUAAAUGAAUAUGAGCCUUCAUUUCUCUUGAUCCAACGAUUGAUGUCUAUUGGUACUCCAACGGAGUACCAGGGUACCGUAAAAAAGCUCACUAAAAUAUGCAGCGUAGGGCCCGUGUACGCCUCCGCUGGGAUGUUGAAGAGGCGGUGUUGCGACCAGUUGUCGCGCGUCCCAGCAUACUGCCGGUGCGAGGCGCUGCGCAUGCUCAUGGAUGGGGUAGAAACUCCGCAGGGUGUGUUCGAGGGCGGCCUACUCCAGGACAUACCCAGUUGCCCAAGGCUUACCAGGAAGUACACCAUGGGCCUCGUCGGCCCGGAGGAGUGCAACUUGGAAACCAUCCACGGCAGCCCGCACUGCCCCACUCCCAUCACUCGUGGAGUGGUCGUGUGA
This is a messenger RNA of Triticum aestivum (bread wheat), 578 nucleotides long. RefSeq names its product trypsin inhibitor CMe-like. The transcript has 2 exons. The coding region runs from base 18 to 578 and encodes 186 amino acids. Lineage: Eukaryota; Viridiplantae; Streptophyta; Magnoliopsida; Poales; Poaceae. The record is from RefSeq and is a predicted model, not a curated record.